Messenger RNA from Rosa rugosa (rugosa rose), 1611 nucleotides. RefSeq names its product heat shock factor protein HSF30. Lineage: Eukaryota; Viridiplantae; Streptophyta; Magnoliopsida; Rosales; Rosaceae. Gene Ontology annotation, biological process: regulation of transcription by RNA polymerase II. Bases 214 to 1329 code for a protein of 371 amino acids. The transcript has 2 exons. Gene Ontology annotation, cellular component: nucleus. The record is from RefSeq and is a predicted model, not a curated record. Gene Ontology annotation, molecular function: DNA-binding transcription factor activity; RNA polymerase II cis-regulatory region sequence-specific DNA binding.
UCUAGAACUUUCUUCACCGCCUUAAAUUCCCAUCUAAUCUCUUCUCCACAUCACCAACAAACUAUCUCACUAAAGAUCUCAACCUUCACUAUAAACCCAACUCUUAAACCCACUCAAAGCUCAAAUCAAGCUACCAAACUCCUUCAAUUUCAUCAAAUCAAGUCUUGAAACCCUCUCUGGAAUGAAAAGUUUGCUUCUUUUUAAGUUGAAACCAUGGAGGGAGUAGCAGUGAAAGAAGAAAUUAUAGCUUGCACAGUUGGUUCAUCGUCUUCAUCUUCUUCAAGCUUGUCACCGCGGCCGAUGGAGGGGUUACACGAGUUGGGUCCGCCACCAUUUCUCACAAAGACGUUUGAAAUGGUGGAGGACUCUUCUACAGACGCCAUUGUUUCCUGGAGCAGAGCUCGCAAUAGCUUCAUCGUUUGGGACUCUCAUCAGUUCUCCUCAAUUCUCCUUCCUCGCUACUUCAAGCACAAUAAUUUCUCGAGCUUCAUUCGCCAGCUUAAUACAUAUGGUUUCAGAAAGGUUGAUCCGGAUAGAUGGGAAUUUGCGAAUGAAGGGUUUCUUGGAGGGCAGAGGCAUUUGUUGAAGACUAUCAAGAGGAGGAGGCAUGUGUCGCAGAGUACGCAUGAAGAUGGAGGAGGAGCUUGUGUUGAAUUGGGACAGUACGGGCUGAAGACUGAGCUUGAAAGACUGAAAAGGGACAGAAAUGUGUUGAUGACUGAGAUAGUGAGAUUAAGGCAGCAACAACAGAAUUCGAAAGAAUUAGUCAUUGCGAUGGAGGAUCGGUUGCAGACGACUGAAAAGAAACAGCAACAGAUUAUGAAUUUCCUUGCAAAAGCACUCAAGAACCCAUGUUUUAUCCAAAACUUUGCUCAGAAGAGAGAGUUAGUUGGUGUUGGUGUAGGUCGAAAACGGAGACUAAGUGCUAGCCCCAGUGUGGAGAAUUUGCAAGAGGUGCCUACAGCCCAUGUUUUGGACAUGGCAGCAAGUCAAGAUCAGGGGGAGUUGUUAACCAUGGAGUCAGACUUUGAGUCACUUUUCUCAGCUGCUGCUUUGGACAAUGAAUCAAGCAGUGAUAUCAACGGCUCUAAUCUGACUUCAAUACCCACAAGUGGUGGUGGCAACUUGGGCACUGUGAAUGAGACAAUUUGGGACCACCUGUGGAGUGAUGAGCUCAUUGGUGGAAAUCCAGAGGAAGAGGUUGUGGUUGGGAAUGACUCUGAAAUCGAUGUGGAGGUGGAGGGUCUGGUUGCUGAUCCUUCAGAAUGGGGUGAGGACUUGCAAGACCUUGUUGAUCAAAUGGAUUUUCUGAUCAAGCCCAAUCCUUGAGGAUGAUAACCAAAUGUCAAUGACUUUUUGAUGAAGAUGUUGUGUUCUGAUUAGUUGGUCCCUGCAACACCAUUCCUUGCUGAUCAUAUUUGGUAUAUCCUUUAUUUGGUUUUGUUUUUUAAUUAGUAUGUGUGUUCUUUGUUGUGAGUGAGAAAUAAUGUAUGAUUUCUGAUGCAGGGAAUGGUGAAUGUUGCAAUGGGGCCGAUACUAGUUGCUGUUUUUAUGUAUCCUUAAGCGAUUAUUAUUUGGUUUUUUAAUACAUUUGUACUUCUAAUUCUAUUC